CAACACCACCUGCACCUCCACCAUCACCACCACCACUACUCGGAUCAGCUAUCAAUCACUCUCGCUCUGCCCGGUUAUGCCUGCGCCUGCGCCCAUAUAAAUCUCUUCAUCCCCGUGGGUCACUCCAAUUGCUACAUUGAUGAUGUGGGAAAUUCGGAUCUAAAGAUACCUUCAAAACCACUGCGGGCCUACUGCAAUCCUCCCUCCUUGCACAAUUCAACCACUGCCGUACGGACUUCUCCCUGCGACCAGAAGCUCCAGCAAGAUCAAACCACCAUUGGAAUAGGGAUGCGCCAGCGAAAGAAGGACUUUAAUGCACCCAUUCUCUGUCCUCACAUUUGCGAUCUUCGUAGCCGGUUACAUCACAGCCCGGUGGGAUCUGGUCACCCGACUUUAUGAGCUUGCAGUCUUUGCCUGGGACCACGGAGUCGUCGUAUGUUGGCAUCUCCCCUCCCCCCUGAAUUGCACCGAGACCAGUUGUACUAACAUCAAACUAGGCGCGUACGGCAAAGGGCUUUGCGAUCCUCUCGAUAUUCUUCUUCCUAUUCAUAAUCCCGGUGGAGAGACUGGCUUCUAGGGAAGCAGAUUUGGUAGGGCAACCCAAUCUCUCCCGGGCGCAUCUCAUCCAACUAAUAGCACAAUAGCACCCACGGUCUGCGAGCGCUGGUAUAUCUGCGCGGGAACAACUUCGACGUCGAGGCUCUUUUUAG
Hymenoscyphus albidus is the source of this 710-nucleotide messenger RNA. The record is from the annotation of a GenBank genome assembly. Lineage: Eukaryota; Fungi; Ascomycota; Leotiomycetes; Helotiales; Helotiaceae.